This is a messenger RNA of Larimichthys crocea (large yellow croaker), 1807 nucleotides long. It is a transcript of the gene emd, whose product is annotated as emerin. The transcript is spliced from 7 exons. The record is from RefSeq and is a predicted model, not a curated record. Lineage: Eukaryota; Metazoa; Chordata; Actinopteri; Sciaenidae. The coding region runs from base 105 to 599 and encodes 164 amino acids.
CUCAGAAGUAAACUCCCACUCCGCUGCUGUGGUUCUUCUCUCAGUCGUCUCGUCCUGCUUUCAUUUACAUUUUCAGGCCUGAAACUCUUUAUUCUUUUCCAAAGAUGUCUCUGAGUGACAAAAGUAAUGAGGAGAUCAGCAGGUUGCUUGCUGAGUAUGGCAUCAAACAUGGACCCAUAGUUGGCUCUACUCGAACGCUGUAUGAAAAGAAGCUGGAGAAGGCGAUGGAGAAAGCUCCAGUGAAAGCCUCGUCUGAUAAGACCUACUACAGAGAGGAAGAGGAGGAGAUUACCUACAUCACAUACCAGAGUCCGGUUAGACAUGAGGCUUACGCACAGGCGGACAUGCUAAAACGAAGAGGCAAAGCUGAGCCAGAUGAAGAUGAGGAUUUAGACCGAGACACAGAGCCCCCUAUCCGGAUCACUAAAAGAACAGCCAAUCACAGCGCAGUCCGAUCAAAGGAGCCAGUGAGAAAGUCUGGAGGCGGCGUGUGGAGGGCGAUUCGCCUGCUGCUGCUGUUAGCUGUGUUAGCAGCCGUCCUCUACUACGCCUACUGCCGCGUGAUUAACAAUGAAGAAAGUCCUUUUGGGGUUCAGUGAUCUGAUUUGUCGUUAGGGUCAGGGUUUUUUUUUUUCUAUUCCGUUGAAGGCAUUCCUUCUCCAUUAAUGUCAUUAGUGGUGAGAACUGAUUUUUUCCCUCAUUCCAAUUUUGACCACAUUCCAUAAAGUUUUAAAGGCUGUAUCUCUUAGUUACUAAAUCCUGUGAAAUGACCAAAGAAAUUAUAGUCUGUGUAUUCAAAGUCUGAUACAUCGCGUUCCUCUGUGCCAAAGAGCUCCACUGUUGUUCAAAAAUGAUUACAACUAUUAGGAAUGUGUGAACACACACACUGUAACUGUAACUCAAUCCCACACACGUCCUGCUGCCCCACUAAUACAUUGAAAUAUUCAAUGUAUACCAUUUUUACAGAAGGAUGUAGCCAUAUUUCAUUUUUGUACAGUGGUCAGUCUUUUUAGUUGUUCUGUUGUUUUUUGUUCAAACUCUUCCUUUUGCAGAUGGAGUUUUUGUUGUUUUAAUGACAGUACGUCAUCAGUGCAGCUGUGAUGCAAUGAUAGAGUUUAGUCUGUGUUGUGCAUCUGUAUAUGUCGCAAGAUUGCAACCAUAUUUGCAUAUAUAUAUUCUGACGUUGCGAUGAGGAAAAUCUCAGUUUCACAAUUAUAAUUCAUUCAUUUAUUUUAACACUGCAGAUGUAUAAAAUCACAUGAGCUUUUUUUUACAUGCUAUUUUGGUUAGCUACGUUUGUCCAUCCCUAAAAGGAGUGCAACGUGAAUAUCAAAUGUGUAUUAAUGUGCCACUGAAAUUAUCCCCAACAAAUGUAUCUAUUGCUUUUGUUUUAAGUAAAAAAUGUAUAUUUUGGAGCCUUUAAAGAUUUCUAUCUUCAGUAGUAAGCAGCAGGUGUGGGAGCUGAAAGAUCAGACAUAGGGAAAUAUUGAGAGACAGACUAAAACAUUUCAUCUGGUCAUAGUUUUGGUCAUUUCAUGGGAUUUGUUGAUAAUGAGAAAAUUAUAAAAAAGAAUGCCAGCACUUUCCUUUGAUUUCUUAUCUUUGCUGCAUAAAAUGUUGCACUAUUUUUUACAGCUAGCAGUUGUGUGUGUGUGUGUGUGUGUGUGUGAUUUCAUGCAGCUGUUCUCUAACGUGAUCGGUUCUUUUUUUUGUGAUAUUAACAUGACGUCAUGUUGCACAAUAGAAUUAUGACCUGGGGUUCUCCCUACACAGUAUGUCCAAUCAAAAACCAAAUAAAUCUUUUUAA